Messenger RNA from Colossoma macropomum (tambaqui), 1848 nucleotides. RefSeq lists its product as uncharacterized. Gene Ontology annotation, molecular function: G protein-coupled receptor activity. NCBI's taxonomy places the organism in Eukaryota, Metazoa, Chordata, Actinopteri, Characiformes, Serrasalmidae. Gene Ontology annotation, cellular component: membrane. The transcript is spliced from 2 exons. Gene Ontology annotation, biological process: G protein-coupled receptor signaling pathway. The record is from RefSeq and is a predicted model, not a curated record. Bases 462 to 1448 code for a protein of 328 amino acids.
UAUAACUUAUGACUGCAACAGAAUGUGGUACAAUAAUGCCUCCUAACUAACUGGUACUGAAGAUGUACCCUUGAGGGGAACCACCACAGUGACAGUUUAGUGCAAUUUUUUUUCUAAGAGUGCACACACACACACACACACACACAGACACAGACACACACACACACACACACACAGUCGCGAGAGGAAGAGGGCAAGGCGCGCGCACAGCAUUUCCUCAAAGAGCAGCUGCACACAGCAGAGCUGUUCAGAUCCGGAGCUUCAGUCUUCGAAGAGGAGGAAAACAAAGUCAGAAGAGCUCAGAAAAGGAGGAAAACGAGGCAAACGGACCCUUUCUAAACGGCAUGAUGAUCACAUGAGCUCUCCCUGCUCCCUGCUGACCUUCUAAUGGAUACAUUGCUGUUUUUUCAUCACUCUUACUAUCUCAUGGCUCGUGAGGCUGAUUCAAGCUGAACGAGACGAUGUCGAACAUCACGCAGGAGGGCGCAGACUCCUACGUGUGCGUGCGCGUGUGGGCGUCUGCGGCAGCCUUCCUCAUCCUCUUCGUCUUUAACCUGCUCAUCAGCUGGACAAUCGUGCGUGAGCCGCGCCUGCGCGGCCACGCGCGCUUCGUGCUCGUCCUCCAGCUGCUCGUGUCUGCGUCCGUCUACUUCGCCCUGUGUUUCGCCUUCUACCUCCAGGCGGACCUGCAAGCGCGCCUGCCCGCCGCCUCGUGCGCCGCGCUCGUCACGGCGCUAACCACGAGCGCCUGUAGCAUCCUGCUGACCAUCACGGCCAUGGCGCUGGACCGCUACGCGGCCAUCUGCUUCCCGCUGCGCUACGGCUGCGCGAGCCGGGGCGCCUGGCCGUGGCUGCUGGGAGCGUUCACGUGGGCGCUCGCCGCCGUCAUUCCGCUCAGCCUUUACAAAAAUGUGCACAAUAAGGCCUCGGAGUUGGACUUAUGCGACCGCAACACGCUGAAAGGCGGCGAGGUGCACAAGAUCCUGCUGAUCUCCGCGUGCACGCUGCUGAUCCUGUACAGCUACGCGCGCAUCCUGUGGGAAGGGCGCCGCCUGGGCGUGCUGAACCGGCGCAACCGCGCGGCCUGCAGGACCAUCGCGCUGCACGGCACGCAGCUGGCUGUCUACAUCCUGCCCAACUUCGUGAACUUCGCACUGUACGUGCUGACGAGAUACAGUUUGCUCAGCCCCGCCGCCAAGGAGCGCUUCGCCGUCAUGGUCUUCGUCUUCUUCAGCCUGGCGCAGUGUAUUGCGCCCGUCGUGUACGGACUGCGCAAAGAGGAGCUGCUCGAACAGGUGGGACACCGCUUCCCGCGCCUGAACUGUAAGCUCAAGAGCCUCCUGGAGUGGACAGUCGGGGUGGUCCGUCCUCACAGAAGACAGCAAAGGGAAAGAAGAAUGACAGCAGAGACGCUUCUAUCGAGGGAGAUAUCACAGACGACUGUAUGAACACUGUGCAUGGAGAAUGGACACUGAUUGCUUUAAUGCACCUAAAGAAGGCUUAUUCCUUAACCGAACUGUGAAAAGAUUAAACGACCAGAGGAUGGACUUAUUUACAGACCGAACAAUCUUAAAGAAAGCUUAUUCCUUAACUGAACUGUGAAAUGUUUAAAAGGCCAGAGAAAUUACUUAUUUAUGGACUGAACAAUCUCAUGUUCAACUAAGUGGCAGCUAUGUGGAGCAAAGCUGAAAGCCUACAGUUUUUCUCAUUAGACCUUUCUCCCCUAGAAAGCUCUGCUCCAUCUCCAUGGAUGCUUUGGCGUUCUGUCUGGACUCCUCUACUGGAAUUUCUGAGAAUAGUAACUGUUUGUACAGUGUCUUUUAUAUAUUAAAACCCAAUUUAAAUUGC